Sphenostylis stenocarpa is the source of this 1146-nucleotide messenger RNA. The record is from the annotation of a GenBank genome assembly. NCBI's taxonomy places the organism in Eukaryota, Viridiplantae, Streptophyta, Magnoliopsida, Fabales, Fabaceae.
AUGCCAUCAACAGGGAGGGAUCAGAGGAUUGUUCGCAGCAUGGCAAGCCUUCGUCGAAGCAUAAUGGAGGGUAUUUCAAGGGCAAUGGGGGAUGGUAUAGGCUUUAUAGGAAGAGGAAGAGGAAGAAGACAUCAACAUACAAAUAUUCCUUCGCAGCCUCAAGAACACGUUUCACAACCACAUGAUCAAGUCGUGGUUCGAGAGGAAUGGAGUUUUCUAGAGAGUUUUGAGAAGCAAUAUGGCACCAAACACCCUUUCUUUUAUGCUUGCCGUUUCGGGGAAGCAAUGAAGUUAGCAGAACAAGAUCACAAGUUCUUGUUCAUGUACCUCCACUCACCUGACCACCCUUUCGCAAACUUUUUCUGCAAGGAAACACUGUGUUCGGAACCAGUGAUUCAGUUUCUUGACGUGAAUUUUGUUUGCUGGGGAGGACUCACAUAUAGAGGAGAGGGCUUGCAAAUGGUUGCAACACUUAGCCCUGACACCUUUCCCUGUUGUGCUGUCAUAGCCCCUGCUCCCGGUGAGAGCAUAGCAGUUCUGCAACAGCUAGAAGGACCCCUUUCACCUGCUGAACUAGUGGGGAUUCUACAAAGAACAUUGGAAGAACAAGGAAUGGCUUUUGGAAGUGCUAAAGCUAAGCAGGAAGAAAAGAUUGAAGCAGAUCGUAGGCUUAGAGAAGAACAAGAUGCUGCAUAUCUUGCAGCUUUGCAAAUUGACAAGGAAAAAGACAAACUCAAUAAUUUACCUUCAGGAGAGGGAGUUCAGAAGCAAGUGGAAGCUCACAAUACCAAAAAUUAUGGUAAACUGGUGAACAAUUCUAUUAAGUUCACCAAACAGAACAAUAGAGUGAAUGAGUCCACUAAGGGAGUUGCAAGUAAAGGAAGCGAGUCUCAGCCCACACAGAUACUCGUAAGGUUUCCGAACGGGGAAAGAAGAGAGCAUACUUUCCUUUGCACAGACAAAAUCCAAUCCAUUUUCUCAUACAUUGAUUCAUUAGGUUUGCCAGGAAUCGGAAAAUACAGAUUGAUAUCAAACUUUCCAAGAAGAGCUUAUGGUGUUGACCAAAUUGGAAUGACUCUCAAAGAGGCUGCCUUGUAUCCUAAAGCUAGUGUAUUCCUGGAGCCUUUAGGAACAAGAGCCACAUAA